AGCCAAGCCCCGCACGGUGCUGCUGCUAACCAAAAAUUUUGAUCGUUCGUCCGUCGCGGUUCAUUCAUCAGAAAUUUCAGAAGCAGAAUCAUGAAGAAGAGUGUUUGCGCGUCGAAGACGGAAUUAUCGGGCGAAAAUUGUACGGGAAAUCGCGUCGCGAACCGCUGGUAAAGUGAACGGGUGUGCAAACUGUGCUCGGGAGUGCCGCGAACGCCGGAAGUGUAGAAUCGACCCCGGACGGCAGCCGCCAGCAGCGGAAAACGAUGAAUAUGUCCAGCUGGAUGAUACGCAAUCGGAGCCAGCGACAGAGAAGUCGCCCGGCUCCGGAAGAUUGCUACCGUCUGGACAUGGGCAAAUCGAUCCGGGAGAACGCCCAGGACAUUUACGUGGGCCUCAGUGCCCGAACCACAAACGAAAACAAACGACUUAGCCUGUUGAACGGGCUAGUGAAGCUAAUCGAACGAUGGAAAAAGGAGAACGCCCUCGGCAGCUGUCCGGUGCUGAUCGGGAGUCCCCAGCGGAAAGUUCUGCAGCAGCGCGAACGGGCCCUCGAGUUCGCCGUGGCCGAGUGGCUGUACUGCAUCAGUGCGUCACUGGUGCACCAUUUCACGCAGAUUCGCGCCGGGGCGCUGCGAGCCAUUCGGCACCUGCUGAUGGCACCGGGCGAUGUGAGGGCACUGAACGAACUUCAGUUGGGACAUUUGGUCUGCCGUAGUUUGGACGUGCUGUUGAAGAACGAAGAAGAACGAGUGCAGGCGUUGAAGUUGGUCCGGAAGCAACUGAUGGUUGCCCCGGAGCUGGUGUGCCCUGCCUUGGUGAGGUGUUUGGUGUCGCUGGGGGAAAGUGGAGCCGAAGAUCGUACCAUGCGGAUGGACAGGGAGGAUCGUAUGUUGAGGGCCUGCUUGGCCACGUUGUGCGAGUUUGGAGUGUUGAAUCCGAGGCUUUUGAUAGUGUGUGGGGGAGUUAGUGUGAUUACCAGGAACGUGUUGGAGUGUCACAGUCCGCGAAUAGCGGAAAGUUUGUGUGGGGUGUUGUUGCACCUGCUGGAAUGGCCAAAAACGCGACACAUUGCCGGAGUCCGGCUGGAUUGCUUAGGCGCUCCGUAUUGUGAUUUCACGUAUCGAUUAGGAAUUAUGGAUAAGAAUAAAGAUGCACGAGACUUGCGGUUUACGUGCAGUAGGUUGGCGUUGUUGUCGGUACUGCGAAGCUGGGCUGGGACGAUAGAGUUUUGCAAUCCGGCGAAACCGUCUGGACUGAAAGCAAUCAUCGAUAUUCUGUAUCUGAAUCAGCUGGAAGUGCGCAAAGCAGUGUUGGAUCUGCUGUACGAACUUUUAGGUCUUCCGCAGCCCGUUUGGUCUGACGAAUAUUCGGUGGCGCUGUCGGUGGUUGAUCCCGCGGAGUAUCAGGACUCGUGGCGUCUGAACGAAGGUUUUGUGGCGGCGGAAGGAAUCGCGGUGCUUCCUUCGCUGGCAAGCUGUGUGCCAAACGUUUCCGAUAUACAUCUCGCUCUACUUUUGUACUGUUUUAUCGAAAAUGGGCUUCUAAAUGCGCUGGUGGAGGUGAUCAUCUCGAGUGAUACUUUCAUUUCGGUUCGAGCGACAAUCUUGUUGGGGAAAAUUCUGCAUCAAAUGCACCUGCUGCUUCCGGCGGAAAUUUGCAGUUCGACACCGUCGACCACGCUACCAACGCUUAUCUCGAAAGCAACCGAAGGUAAUCAUCAGGCCAAGGCUGCUAUCGCUUCCCUCCAGCAGUUUCAUCAAAUGCUUCAAAAUCGGCCGGCUUCCUGUUCGUUGUUCCUGGAUUGUAUCAUCCAGAGUGGAGAUCUAAUCAACACCAGGAUAUUUAAGCGGGAGCUGAGUGCUCAGGAAUCAGUCCCCCUACCAGCAACCAAAUAUGCGGUCGUAGACAGUAGCUCCGGAUUCGGUACGAAACGCGUUCGCCACGAUUCAGUGGGAUCAACGGGUAGCUCCAGUGGAAGCGGAGGCGUCGGCGGUCGCUUAGGGUAUCUAUUUACCGGAAGUCUUCCGAUGCAGAAUGGAUCCUCCUUGGACGACAGCGGAAUGGUGGUCUCGGGCAAAAACAACAGUUCGAAACGAUCCAGCCUGAAGCGGGCUCGCUUCAUGCAGUUCUUCGACAACAUCAAGGAGAACGAAAGACUCAUCAGGGACUCGAAUGUGCUGGGGAACAAGGACGCCAACAUGUGGGACUGGGAUAUUGUCAUCACAAUCUUCCGGUCGGACAGCUUGGGAAGCAAGCUGGAUGUUCAGAAUACGCGGUUCAUCAGGAGAAUCAUCGACUACUUUAAGCCAAGUAAUAACCGAUUCUCGCAUCAAGAUUUGACCAGAUAUAAUCGGCAGCUACCUGCGUACGUGACGGCGGCUCUAGAGUUACUCGACUGGUUGCAGCAAAGCCAGGAGCUGGAAUGCAUCCGGAUACUGACCGAUCUAUUCUUCGAUAUCAGUCGUCAGCUGAUGUCAAUCCACACCAAGAAAUCCGCUCACGAAUGUUUGUUCAGUCCGCAGCACAUGACCAGCACCAUGUGCCAUCAGUACUUCCUUUUUAUCGGUAGAUUGUGUCGAACCGAGAAGGGGCUUUCCGUGCUAACCAACACAGAUGUAUUUAAAGAACUGACGACAAUCGUCACCAAAACCAACCACAUCUGCUACGUCAAGCUGAUCGUAUCCGGGCUGGAUUACAGUCUGGACGGAGAGCCUCGCAAGAUCCUGAUGCGAGCUCUGCUCAAACAUCCUUCAGCCAAAGCCCGUCUCUACGCGACCCAGUUUAUGCGAGUGCUUCUCCGAGCACGGUUACCGAACUUCGAGGUGUGGGGCAUGCCGCUGCUGUUAAAACUGGUCGAUGAAUGCCAGGCCAAAUGUGUCCAACUGGCAGCGCUUGAAAUCCUAGAGGAAGCAUGCUACGAACGGACCUACCUGGAGGAACUGGUCAACGUUUGGCCCAACUUGGAGCGGGUCAGCGAUCACGGAAAGCUAGUCAUGAUGAAGUUCUAUUCGAUACCGAGAGGCUUGAACCACCCGGAGGCGCGGAUCAAAGAGGAGAUCGAGACCUGGGUUAAGGGCUUCAAUAAAAAAUACGUCCUACUGAUCGAAGCCGAUAUCCACGCCCACCUGACGCAACAUACCAAAACCGAGGACGGAACGUACAGCCGAAGACAUUGCGCCCAGCGGGUAGGCGUUACCGCUCCCAACAUGUUACCACAUUUGUACGGCCAACUGGUGCAGACAACCAAGGGGAUAACCCAUCUGCAGGCCCACGGCGAGCUUCUAACUCUCAUCGACACCCUUCUGCUGGCCAAGUGCACCGACGAGAAGGAUGUCAUAGCCUUGAAGGCAGCCAUGUGGGCUUUGGCGCAUUUCAGCACCAGCAAGGAAGGAGUCUCCUAUCUGAACGAAAUUUCAGCAACCGUUUUCGAACAUUUCGUACAGCUCGCCAAAUACGCCGAAGUCUAUUCGGUCCGUUCGACGGCCUUCAACUGCGUUUGUCUGAUCUCCACCACCCAGAUGGGCGCCGAAGUCCUGCAGAAGCUCGAUUGGAUUGCGGUUCGGCACGAUCGCAGCACCUACUGGCCUGUCAACGAACCAGAUGAAUGGUUUCCCAAGCAGUUCAACACUCCCGUCCGACAUAACUACGAAUUCCCACCCUACAACUACACUGCACUGCUGGAAACGAAUGAACCACUAAUCCAGAACGAUUCCGACGAGCAACUGAUCGUUUCACGUAUGGAAAGCACAACCGUCGGUGAAGAUCAAAGCGAUUGUGCCGCUGCGUCUACGUCCCGAUCCAAAACCCUCCCGGAAAGCAUCCUCGGCCCGAAUCGAACUCCAUCUUCGCAAACCCAUAAACGCUCCCUCUCGGAGUCCAAAACAACGGACGGCAUUAGUUUGAUGAGUACGACGGCCCCGCCAGCUUCCGGUCAAAUGCCCAGUUACCCAACCUAUACGAGAACACGCUACAACUCCGGCACGGAUUCCAACACGUCCGGCGUGAGCAGCUACGAGUCCAUCUUCGGUAGUCGCUUCCACGCCGACAUGAUGCAGCAGGGCCAACUCUCGCCCAUCCCAAGCAGCUCGAACCUGAUUGAUUUGAAGAAACUAUCCACGGAGGAAAAGUACCGGCGGGUCUCGCUCACGGGAUUACCGCUCAAGGAAACCAGCUUUAUGACGGCCCAAGAUCUGUACGGCUAUCACACCCUUCGGAUACUGCGCCGACGCUGCCGACCGAUGUUAUCCGAAUCGGCAGCGGACGAUUUGGCGGAGAUGAUGGACGAUACCAUGGGUAGCGUGACGUCCUCGUCGUCCACUUCGACCAUCUCGCGGUUCCGGCUGCGGGCGUCAAAAGUGCUGUACGAACAGCAGCGGAAGCUCAAGGUUCGCAGCCUGGAUCGAAACCAUAGCUUCAAUGCGGUGAUGGGGUAUGACGAAUUUCGACAGAGUUUACGGAUCAAGCAUCAGAGACUUCAAAUGCAGGCAGAAAUACGGGGACCCUGUUAUGCAGGAAUCUGUCUCCCGCGAAACAUCCUCAAUCUGUUCCCCCAUGAAGAGUCCUCCGGUACGUACGUUUCGAAUUUCACCCUCAACGAGCUCGACUCUAACAUCUCGGUUGAGCUGGACUCCCGAGGUUCGAAUGCCGCAACCAGCAACAUACAGAUCGUGGAUCGUGAAUCGGCCGAUUCCAUCAAACUCUUACGUGCCAAUUCCGUUGACAGCAACGGAGUGGGACACGUUCGCGACGAGUGCCUGCAGUGCUGCCGCCGACGGCUUGACCCGUCUGGCAUCAGUUCCAGCAGUCGCAGUGAGUUCUUCAACUCGUCGGAGAGUUCCUUCAGCGACGAGGUGGACCGCACUAGGGCAAGCAUUCUGCGACACGUCCAACGGAUGGCCAAUCCCGUGUGGAGCAAGCAGAGCCGUACGCAGCUGCUGGAACUGAAGCAGAAGCAUCCGAGCGCGUUCCAAGACAUCUGCCUUUACUCCGAGGUGUGCCAACAGCUCGGUCGAAACACGUAUCGACUAGGGUCAAGGCGGUUUUUACAAGAGCUGUUCCUCGAUUUGGACUUUGGUUGUUUCUAUCGCGAAGCGGAGGAGAUCAGUACGGCCAAAAUGGAUCGGCUGGGUGGGCCGGAUGAUUUAGUUCCGUUGAAUGGGGAGGCGUCAUCGCCGUCUGGGUCGAAACAAGUUAUAUCGCCGGGAGGGUCUAAAGUAAGUGCAGUUGGUGGUUCUGAUGUGAGGACUAAUCACAGUGGAAAAACAAAUUACGAAACUAGCAAUACAACGCAUUUGAGCUCGAAUAACGAUGUAACUCGCAAUAGCAAGGUGCCUUCGCCUGUCUCGGGCGAAAGCGGAAACACGAGUGUUGGAAGUGGUAAUGUUAAUAACGGGAUCAGUGACAGUAGCAGCACUGGUCAGACGGGUCCGGCUCUCAAGCCACAUCAUGUGCGAUCACCACCGAUGGCAAGUCUGUACGAAACCAGCGUCGAAAAUUUAGCUGAGCUUAGUUCGACCCCGAAAGGGGUAGGAUUGAGGGUGCAAAUUGCCCAGCAUCAGGUGGAAAAGGCAAUGAACCGCCACUCGACCGGUACGGACCUCCCGGACGGUAUCACCAAAGACUUGGCAGCCGGUCGCUCCGACGACGACGAUCCCCCGUCAUCCUCGUCGGCAUCGGGAGCCAUAUCCCACAACCAGAAUACCAAAUAUAAAACCCGACCGCGCUUCAACACGCUGGAGCUGGACCUGAGCUGUACCAAAAACAAGUUCCCCAUCCGCAGGGACCGGGGAUCGUCGUCGGGCCGCUCGGUGACGGACUAUUCGCCUACGACGCCGACCGGCGGCAUCAUAACGACAUUCGGUGUGACGAUACUGGGUCCGCCGCCAGGUGUAACAUCGGGCGACAGCAGAAGCAGCAGCGCAGUCACAAGUCCGACCAGCGCAAUGCAGCAGGGCGCUCCGGCUUUGUUUUGCGAGCAAAGGUUGGAGCAGCAGCUCAUUAAGGGGAGCAAAUCGGAGGCCGCACUGACGGCGAAGAAGUGAAAAACUGUGUGUGUUUGUGAAAGAAAGAUGGAAGGACAAGUACGACCGAGGUUUGAUAGCGGAUGCAGUUUAGUGUGUUAUGUUUGCUUUUUAGGUGCAAAGGUGUUUUCAUUUCUAGGAACACGUGAUUGGUGAGGUUUUAGAGGAGGCAAUUUUACGGGAAAUAGAAUUGACAUAAGUUUAUUUGAACUGGA
Messenger RNA from Armigeres subalbatus, 6235 nucleotides. It is a transcript of the gene rictor, whose product is annotated as rapamycin-insensitive companion of mTOR. Lineage: Eukaryota; Metazoa; Arthropoda; Insecta; Diptera; Culicidae. Gene Ontology annotation, cellular component: TORC2 complex. The record is from RefSeq and is a predicted model, not a curated record. The transcript has 9 exons. Gene Ontology annotation, molecular function: protein serine/threonine kinase activator activity. Gene Ontology annotation, biological process: TORC2 signaling; positive regulation of phosphatidylinositol 3-kinase/protein kinase B signal transduction. Bases 264 to 6041 code for a protein of 1925 amino acids.